CAACAUUUUUCCUAAUAGAUUUAAAGAGAGAACAAAAAGGGAAAGAAAAAAAAAAAAAAAAAAAGGCAUUGUCAUCUCCUAUAUAAGCCUGAACCAUUUCCAGCUACCCACAAGCCAAGCUUUCCAUAUUUUGACAUAAAGGCAAAUUAACAUGUCCUGCCCGACAGUCACUUCCACCACAACCCACUUAGCAAAUGCCGGCGUUACCUCAGUUGACUGCCAGAAACAAGUCCGUUCCUGGCGGCUUCUCCGUUCCCUUAUCGCACUCCUUAUCCCCACCUGCAACCGCACCCUCAUCCAAGACCCAGAAAGUAAACACCAAACCCAUCAUCCAAGGCAUCUUUACAGUUCUAAUUAUAGUGUUAUUACGGGCACCAUCUUCAGUUAUCGGAGGGGAAAAGUCCGGUUUUGUAUCCAAGCAAACUCCAAGUCUACCAACCCAAUUCUCCUCCUUGAAUUUGCAGUCCCUACGCCAAUUUUGGCUCGAGAAAUGCGAGGUGGUGUCCUUCGGAUUACGCUGGAUUGCACCGAUACCGAGUCGGGUUUUCCGAUGCCGCUGUGGACUAUGUACUGCAAUGGAAGGAAAGUGGGGUAUGCGGUUAAACGCCAGCCGUCGAAAGCCGAUACGGAUGCUUUAAGGAAAAUGAGUUCGGUGGUCGUGGGCACUGGAACGAUCAGCGGAAAAGAAGUUGACAAUGAGGAUGAUGAACUAAUGUACUUGAGGGCUAACUUUCAGAGAAUUCGUGGUUCAACUGAUUCUGAAUCUUUCCAUUUGAUUGAUCCUGAAGGGAAUGUUGGUCAAGAACUCAGUAUCUUCUUUUUCCGCUCACGCUCAUCUCGGAAUUAAAUUGCAGUAGCGGUCGCAGUUUUUUAUAUCGUAACCACCGGAUCGGUGAGCUGAACCGGUUUUAUUUAGCCAAACCCCCCUCUUUUUUUUUUUUUUUUGAGCUGUGCUAAUUGGCAUAGCUUUAACAACGUGGUUAAAGAGCCAGAUUUGCGUAACAAUGAUCACUAAUUUUGCCUUUGCUGUGAUUGAUAUGUG
This is a messenger RNA of Gossypium arboreum, 1042 nucleotides long. RefSeq names its product protein MIZU-KUSSEI 1-like. The record is from RefSeq and is a predicted model, not a curated record. The transcript has a single exon. NCBI's taxonomy places the organism in Eukaryota, Viridiplantae, Streptophyta, Magnoliopsida, Malvales, Malvaceae. Gene Ontology annotation, biological process: hydrotropism. The coding region runs from base 152 to 847 and encodes 231 amino acids.